AUGACUCUAUCAUCUGUAACAAGACUUCAACCACCAACCAACGUCCCGACUGCGUUUCAAAGCCGAGAAAACAGCAUCGUUUACAUCACCAUGGCCAACACGCCUGAACCCAAAACUUCCUACACCAUAGUGGUCAAACUGGGUUCUUCAUCCAUCGUGGACGAGGUCACCAAAGAACCCAAGAUCUCUAUCAUGUCUAGGAUAGUGGAAACACUGGUCAAACUACGACGCGAUGGCCACAAGGUGGUGAUAGUGUCUUCAGGAGCAAUUGCCACUGGUUUAAAGCACCUGAGCCUGGACAAACGUCCGAAGAAGCUGGCCCAGGUACAGGCACUGGCAGCUAUCGGCCAAGGAAGGUUGAUCACACUUUGGGACAGUAUGUUCCGCCAUUUCAAUCAGGUCACCGCUCAAAUUCUGUUUACGAGAAAUGACAUCACAGAUUAUACACAAUUUAAAAAUGCUGAAAACACACUGGAAGAGCUCAUCAACAUGGGCGUGAUUCCCAUUGUCAACGAGAACGAUACGCUUUCGGUUCAGGAAAUCAAGUUUGGUGACAAUGACACGCUGAGUGCGAUAACCGCAGGAAUGUGCCAUGCAGAUUUUCUGUUUCUUCUAACAGACGUGGACUGUCUAUAUACGGACAAUCCUCGGACCAACCCCGAGGCGAAGCCCGUUCUCGUGGUGAGGAACAUGAAGAACCUCAAUGUGAACACGAAAUCCACGGGAUCCGCAAUAGGAACCGGUGGGAUGACUACUAAGCUGAUAGCAGCUGAUUUGGGUACGAGUGCAGGCGUCACAACGGUGAUUUGCAAGAGUACUGUUCCUGAGAACAUCCUGGCCAUAGUGAAUCAUAGUAAAGAAAGCGACGUCAAGCUGGUAUCUGAUGAGGAAUGGGAGAACGAAUCCUUCGAGGAUUUCGAGAAGUUGAAUUCAGAAGAGUUCAAUACCUUGCAGCGUCUGAAUCUCCCUCUUCAUACCAGGUUCAUAGGCCAAUCCGUUCACAACACAAUCAAAGAUAAGGAGUUCUGGCUUUUGCACGGACUGAAGCCAGCUGGUGAGUUGAUCAUUGAUCUGGGCUGCUACAAGGCCAUCACAAGAAAAGAGAAAGCGGGUCUUCUUCCAGUGGGAGUCAUCACCACCGAGGGGACUUUCCAUGAGUCUGAGUGUGUGGAGUUGAAGGUUGGAGUUAGAGAUUCUAAUGGAGAUUUGGAUAGGUCAACCCCGCUCAUUUACAUUGGACGGGGUCGUUGCAACUACACGAGCUCAGAGAUAGAAAAGAUCAAAGGAUACCAGAGCAACCAGAUAGAGUCAAUAUUGGGGUUCGCUGAUAGUGAGUAUGUGAUCCAUAGGGAAAACCUUGCAUUUCCUCCUCAUCAGGACAUAGAUGUUGAAGGGUUGUUGAAGGAGUAUGCCAGUUUGAGGGUAUAG
Kuraishia capsulata CBS 1993 is the source of this 1428-nucleotide messenger RNA. RefSeq lists its product as uncharacterized. Gene Ontology annotation, molecular function: ATP binding; RNA binding; glutamate 5-kinase activity. The record is from RefSeq and is a predicted model, not a curated record. NCBI's taxonomy places the organism in Eukaryota, Fungi, Ascomycota, Pichiomycetes, Pichiales, Pichiaceae. The transcript has a single exon. Bases 1 to 1428 code for a protein of 475 amino acids. Gene Ontology annotation, cellular component: cytoplasm; cytosol.